CACUAAACACACCCCCACACUCUCUUCACGCCCCAUGUCUGACAUUGACACCCCCGGCAUCGCCGAGAAGUCGACCGUGCCCCACCCGUACGCGGGCGGCAACGCCGCUGCCAACGCUACCGAGCGCCGCAAGGCUGCCCUGGCCGAGAUUGACGAGGCAAAGUUCUCGUGGUUCCACGCCAAGGCCUGUAUCGUUGCCGGUGUUGGUUUCUUCACCGAUGCCUAUGACAUCUUCUCGAUCGGCAUUGCCGCCACCAUGAUCGGCUACGUUUACGGUCACGGUGGCAAGAACUCGUCCAACCAGGACCUCGGUAUCAAGGUUUCCCACUCGGUCGGCACUUUCUGCGGUCAGCUCCUUUUCGGUUGGCUCGCCGACCAUGUCGGCCGUAAGCGCAUGUACGGCAUCGAGCUCAUGAUCAUCAUCGUCGGUACUCUUGGUCAGGUCGUCUCGGGCCACGCCCCCGGCGCCAACAUCUACGGUGUCCUCAUCAUGUGGCGUUUCAUCAUGGGUCUCGGUAUCGGUGGUGACUACCCCCUCUCGUCGGUCAUCACCUCCGAGUUUGCUGCCCGCCGCAUCCGUGGUCGUAUGAUGACUGCUGUCUUCUCGGCCCAGGGCUGGGGUAACUUUGCCUCGGGCAUCGUUGCCAUCAUCACCAUCUCGGCCUUCAAGAACCAGAUCAUCAACGAGAGCCAGAGCAACCUUGUCGCCAUCGACAAGUGCUGGCGUACCGUCAUCGGUAUCGGCUGUGUUCCCGCCGCUGCCGCCCUCUACUUCCGUCUCACCAUCCCCGAGACCCCCCGUUACACCAUGGACAUUGAGCGCAACAUCAAGCAGGCCUCGCAGGACGUCGACACCUACCUCACCACCGGCACCUACGUCGUCGACCCCAUCCGCAACCACGAGCGUGCCGAGCUUCCCAAGGCUACCUGGAAGGACUUCUGGCGCCACUUCGGCCAGUUCAAGAACGGCAAGGUCCUCUUCGGUACUGCCUACACCUGGUUCGCCCUCGACAUUGCCUUCUACGGUCUUGGUCUCAACUCGCCCAUUGUCCUCAGCGCCAUUGGCUUCGGUGGUGCCACCACCGGCACUGCUGGCUUCAAGCAGUACAAGUCGCUGUACAACACUGCCGUUGGUAACCUUAUUCUCGCUGUCGGUGGUCUUAUCCCCGGUUACUACUUCACCUUUGCCCUCAUCGACCACUGGGGACGUCGCCCCAUCCAGAUCAUGGGCUUCGGUGUCCUUACCUGCAUCUUCGUCUGCAUGGGCUUCGCCUACAACAAGAUGAUGGAGUCGGACGGCGGCAAGAAGGCUCUUGUGUUCCUCUACUGCAUGGCAAAUUUCUUCCAGAACUUCGGCCCCAACACCACCACCUUCGUCAUCCCCGGCGAGACCUUCCCCACCCGUUACCGUUCGACCGCCCACGGUAUCUCGGCCGCUUCGGGCAAGCUCGGUGCCAUUGUGGCCCAGGUUGGCUUCGCCAAGAUGAUCAACAUCGGCGGCCCCUCCAAGUUCCUGCCCCACAUCAUGGAGAUCUUCGCCUUCUUCAUGCUGACGGGCUUCAUCGUCUCGAUCCUCUUCACCCCCGAGACCAAGGGCCUCACCCUCGAGGAGCUCUCGCAGGAGGACCAGACGCACUUCGUCAAGGACAGCAACGUUGGCCAGGACGGCACGUUCAAGGGCUCCGACGCCUCGGCCUAGGCCUUUCAAAACCUUUUAAUCUAGACGGUCUUUUCGAUGCACCUAAUUACCUGAGCUGUUCUUUUAAACACUUUCUUAGGAGCCCCAGCUUUUCUCUAGCUUGCCAUGGGCAAUUACAAUACCCGUAUGCAAGGCUUCGCAAGG
Molecule: messenger RNA, 1843 nt
Organism: Vanrija pseudolonga
Lineage: Eukaryota; Fungi; Basidiomycota; Tremellomycetes; Trichosporonales; Trichosporonaceae
Gene: PHO84
Product: Inorganic phosphate transporter PHO84
Exons: 6
Coding region: 35-1699 (554 amino acids)
Biological process (GO): transmembrane transport
Cellular component (GO): membrane
Molecular function (GO): transmembrane transporter activity
Source: RefSeq, a predicted model, not a curated record